GAAGGACACACCUUCCGUCGUUUUCGGUAAAGUUUUUAUGGGAAUGCGUUUUGCUUCACGAAGACGUGUUGUUAUUAUUCCAAGAUCUGAAUCGUGUCUUUAGUUUGCAGUUUUCGCAGUUUUGCGCGAAGGUUACGCGGCUGCCCCUCUGGCUAAAAUGACUGGAGUUUUUGAGAAUUUAAAUACUGAUAUGCAUUCGAACCAGAUUACCUCAAGCAAUUACCACGGCUUGCACAAAUCGCAGGAGUCCCCAACUCUGCCGGUAUCGACGGCGACGGACAGCAGCUAUUACAACAGCCAGCAGCCUGGGCAUUGCGCAGGGUCACCGUUUGGCCAACUCGGCUCCUAUCAGUACCACGGCAGCGCGAUGAGCUCUGUCCCGUAUAACGCCAAGUCAUACGACCUUGGUUUCAACUCAUCUUAUGGUGCAUACAGCUCCUACGGCUCCAACUCCUCGCCUACUCCAGCCGAAACAGAGAAAGAAGAGAGUGAGCCAGAAAUCCGGAUGGUUAAUGGAAAACCAAAGAAGGUCAGGAAACCUCGAACCAUUUAUUCAAGCUUCCAACUGGCUGCUCUUCAGCGGAGGUUUCAGAAGACGCAGUAUUUGGCUCUACCGGAGCGGGCCGAGCUGGCAGCCUCGUUGGGCCUAACGCAAACACAGGUCAAAAUAUGGUUCCAAAACCGCCGUUCCAAGUUCAAGAAGUUGUGGAAAAGUGGAGAAAUCCCUCCAGAGCAACAUGUUGCUUCCAGUGAAUCUCCCCCCUGCAACUCUCCGCCAACUACUGCCUGGGACUUUCCACAGAAUCAAAGAAUGAACAAUGUCAACUCCAGUUUACCUCAGAGCAGCAGCCCCCCCAACACGACUGCGCCUUCUUCUUUUUUGGCAAACUACUCCUGGUAUUCAACUACGAACUCUACGGCGCAUCUGCAGCCGCCCCUGGUCCAGCACCACCACAACUCUGCGAUAAGCGCUGGGACGAUAUUCUAGAAACUGUUGGGUUCAAAUCGGACAAUACUGGUGAAAAAAAGAGAAAUGCCAAUACCUUCAUUUGACAGACCUCGUGUGUGUGUGGAUGUGUGUGUGUGUACCAUGCGAACUUUACACGCAAGCAUUUAGGACAAGUUAAUGGAGCCAGACAGGUUCAUGGACUUUGCCAAUUUUCGCACUGGCAAAAAUGGUAGACACAGAUUUCUACAGUUAUUUUUGUAUUUAUUUAUUUUGUUUAUGUCGAGGGAUGAAUGAACCACUAUUACCCAAAGCAAUCACAGCCUAGGCCCAAGCCUACUUUUAUGCGGACGUCACUUUUUUGCAUUCCUGCGACUAAAAUAUUCAUUGCAGGAAUAACUGUCACAAAUGUAGCACAAUUUAACUGUAUCGUGCCUUUUCAAUAUGACCUCAUUUUGUUGUACGAUAAGAAAAAAACAGCUUACGUUUAUCCAUUCCUCAUAUCAUUGGUUGAUUUGCUUUCUAAGGGUAAGUGUCUGAAUCCAUCUUUGUAAAUAUUUUGCCACAGCUUUUUGAUAUGUCGCUUUGACUCUUUUAUAGGCUUUUUGGUGCAAAACCCAUUAAAUAUCGUAAGCUACUGAUUGUCCUACCCUCUCAUUUACCUGUAUCACACUUAAUUGUAUUUUUUGUCUUAUUUAUUUUUAGCAGUGUUCCAUAUAUGA
Molecule: messenger RNA, 1668 nt
Organism: Myripristis murdjan (pinecone soldierfish)
Lineage: Eukaryota; Metazoa; Chordata; Actinopteri; Holocentriformes; Holocentridae
Gene: dlx2a
Product: distal-less homeobox 2a
Exons: 3
Coding region: 158-988 (276 amino acids)
Biological process (GO): negative regulation of transcription by RNA polymerase II; cell differentiation; embryo development
Molecular function (GO): DNA-binding transcription factor activity, RNA polymerase II-specific; RNA polymerase II cis-regulatory region sequence-specific DNA binding
Source: RefSeq, a predicted model, not a curated record